Sorex araneus (European shrew) is the source of this 2894-nucleotide messenger RNA. RefSeq names its product survival motor neuron protein. The transcript has 9 exons. Gene Ontology annotation, molecular function: RNA binding. Gene Ontology annotation, cellular component: cytoplasm; precatalytic spliceosome; nucleus. The coding region runs from base 44 to 946 and encodes 300 amino acids. The record is from RefSeq and is a predicted model, not a curated record. Lineage: Eukaryota; Metazoa; Chordata; Mammalia; Eulipotyphla; Soricidae. Gene Ontology annotation, biological process: mRNA processing; regulation of alternative mRNA splicing, via spliceosome.
GAAGCGCCGGAAGUGGCGCCACGCCGCCGGCAGGAGGCUAGCCAUGGCGAUGGGCGGAGGCGGAGGCGGCGGCGGCGGCGGACGGGAGCAGCCGGAUUCCGUGCUGUUCCGGCGCGGCACCGGGCAGAGUGAUGAUUCUGACAUAUGGGAUGAUACAGCAUUGAUAAAAGCUUACGAUAAAGCUGUGGCUUCAUUUAAGCUUGCUUUAAAGAAUGGUGAGAUUUCUGAAUCUUCAGAUAAACCAAAAAACACACCUAAAAGAAAACCUAAGAAGAAUAAAGGCCAAAAGAAGAAUGCCGCAACUCCCUCGAAACAGUGGAAAGUUGGUGACAAAUGUACUGCCGUUUGGUCUGAGGAUGGCUGCGUUUACCCAGCUACCAUUGCCUCCAUUGACUUUAAGAGGGAGACCUGUGUUGUGGUUUACACUGGCUAUGGAAACAGAGAGGAGCAGAAUCUGUCCGAUCUCCUAACCCCCACCUGUGAUGUUCCGCACCCUGCAGAACAGAAUGCCACGGAGAAUGAAAAUGAAAGUCAGAUUUCAACAGAUGAAAGUGAGAACUCUUCCAGAUCUCCUAGAAAUAAACCCAAUCAUGUGAAGUCAAAAGCUGCUCCAUGGAACUCUUUUCUUCCUCCACCACCCCCCAUGCCAGGGCCAGGCUCUGGACCAGGGCUGGGGCCACGACCAGGACCGGGAAAGCCAGGUAUGAAGUUCAGUGGCCCCCCGCCACCGCCACUGCCGCCACACUUCCUCUCCUGCUGGAUGCCUCCACUUCCUUCUGGACCACCAAUAAUUCCCCCACCACCUCCCAUAUGUCCUGAGUCUUUUGAGGAUGCUGAGGCACUGGGCAGUAUGUUGAUCUCGUGGUAUAUGAGCGGCUAUCACACUGGUUACUAUAUGGGUUUCAAACAAAAUCAAAAAGAAGGAAGGUCUUCCCAUUUCAAUUAAAGAGUUUGAUUUCCUGCGGAGUUCAGAAGGUCAUGAGGUGCCAGGAAUCAAACCGAGGCCUCCUACAUGCAAAGCCUGCCCUCAUCCUGAUGAACUAUGUAUCUCGCCCACAAAUAACUUUUGUCAUAUGGUAAUUUGAUUCCAUUAUGUGGUAGAUAAAUUUCUGUAUUGUGAUCAUCUGAUAAAAAGUUGUGGACUUGGAGAUUCUUGGUAUGUAUUUCUGUGUUGCUGCAAAAAAGCAAAUUAUGUUUAAGAGUGGAAUUACUCAUUUCAUUAGUGGAUUAAGGUCAUUGGCACCCACUUAAAGUUUUGUUUUGUUGGGCUGGAGCAAUAGUACAGCGGGUAGGGCGUUUGCCUUGCACGUGGCCAACCCGGGUUCGAUUCCCAGCAUCCCAUAUGGUCCUCUGAGCACCACCAGGAGUGAUUCCUGAGUGCAGAGCCAGGAGUAACCCCUGUGCAUCGCCAGGUGUGACCCAAAAAGCAAAAAAAUAAAAGUUUUGUUUUGUUUUGAUUUUGAUUUUUGGUCACACCCAGCUGCGCCCAGGCCAUUCUCCUGGCUCUGCUCAGGGAUCACACUUGGCAGCACUCAGGAAACCACAUGUAGUCUCAGGGACUGUGCCUGACUGGGCCUCCUCAAGGCAAAUGCCCUAACCCCCUUACUAUCCUUUCCAACCGGAAAUAUUUUACUUAUUUUUGGUUUUGGUUUUAGAGCCAUACGUAAUGGUCAGGGUUUACACCUAGCUCUGUGGUCAGGGAUCACUCCAGGCAAUGCUUGGGGCUCCAUAUGGGUUGCUGGGGAUCAAACUUGGGUUGACCAUGUGCAAGGUAAAUAUCCUACCUGCUGUGCUCUUUCUCCAGCCCCCCAAAAAAACAUCUCUUUUUUUUUUUUUCUUUUUGGGCCACACCCGGCGAUGUUCAGGGGUUACUCCUGGCUCUGCGCUCAAGAAUUACUCCUAACAGUGCUCUGGGGGACCAUAUGGGAUGCUGGGAAUUGAACCCAGGUCAGCCUCGAGCAAGGCAAGCACCCUACCCGCUGUGCUAUCGCUCCAGCCCCAAAAAAGCCAUCUUUAAAGUAAAUCUAGUAAUGCAGAUCUAUCAUCAUUCCUUUAAACUAUACUUUUUAAAUUUUUGUAGGCAGUUUGUGUAAUAUUCUUUAAUAGGCAAGUGCUUUUUCCAGCCCAGUAUUCUUGCCCAUUUUGUUUUCCAGAUAAAUUUCACAAUGCAAAAUAAUUUCCAGAUAAAUUCCAUUAUUUGUCUCGUAAAAUUGGAAUUAGGGUGUCCUUAUUUAUUUAUUUUUAUUUUUAUUUUAUUGAAUCACCGUGAAAAAGGUACAAAGCUUUCAGGUUUAAGUCUCAGUCAUAUGAUGAUUAAACCCCCAUCCCUUCACCAGUGCACAUGUUCCACCACCAAGAACCCCAAUAUACCUCCUUCCACCCACCCCCCCACCUAAGUAGCUAAUGAUCUUCACUUUAUUCUCUCUAUACUUUGAAUACAUUCAAUAUUUCAAUAGAGAACUCACUAUUAUUGUUUGGAAUUUUCCCCCAACAAUCAGGCCUGCUGAAAAGGCAUCAUUCAACAAUUUUUUUCAUUGCUGAGGAUGAAGAUUCUAUGAGCUGUCUGGCUGCGCGGUUUUGGAUUUCUCAUAUUUUAUCUCAGUUCACAGUCUAGUGCAUUUCUGUAAGAAGCUGCUCUGGGUGCCAAAAUGGGUUAGAAGACCUCUCAGAUCAUAGUCCUUAGGAGCAGAGGGUCCGUUUUGCGCGCGGUAGCUCCGGAUCUUAUCUGGGCAGAGAGCGUGCCAGUAAUGCCGGAAUUAGAGUGUCUUUAUAUUAGCUUGUUUUUCUUAUUUCAUUUUACAAGGAACAUGUUGUUUUACACAUUUUCUCUUACUAAUCUUUUGGAAAAUACUUUUUUAAAUUUCCGAACUGACUCUCGCCUGGCUUUCUUUCCG